AUGAAUUCUCUGAAGGAGCUCUGGGCGAAUUGGGUGAGCCAUUCAAGAUUUAAGGACGAUCCAGGGGAAACAGGCGGCGGAGCAUGGGGCGGAGCAUGGGGCAGAGCAUGGGGCGGAGCAUGGGGCGGAGCAUGGGGCGGAGCAUGGGGCGGAGCAUGGGGCGGAGCAUGGGGCGGAGCAUGGAGCGGAGCAUGGAGCGCAGUUCCUCUUCCGAAUACGGAAGAGGAAACUGCCCGCGUGGCAAAUCUAUUUCAAAGUUGUAAGGAAAAGGCUCUUGUUACAAUUGAAGAAGCUGUAGAACCCAUCGCUUUCUGCGUGCCAGGUGUGAAAAAUAUGGUCAACGAAGCAAAAAAAAAGUACAAUGAUCUCCCAAUGUGUUUUGAAUCUGUGGAUGAAGUAGCCGCAAUCAUACUCUAUACAAUGGAGUCGAAAGUUCGAGAAGAGAGUCUUUAUUACACUUUAAAUCAGAAGCUACGAUCAAAGAAUCUGCAAGAACUGGAACCUUGGCUUCUAUAUCUACGAUUGAUUCUUACUGCACUAGCAAACAUUCCAUCAAGUACUAAAACAGUUUACCGCGGAGUUCCAAAAGACAUAAGAAACGAAUAUCCGGAAGGCAAAAUAUUAUUUUGGUGGGCAUUUAGUUCUUCUACAACCACACUCAAUGCACUGCAAAGUGAAGCAUUUUUGGGAGAAAAAGGUCCGAGAACUAUGUUUGCAAUAGCAUGUCAUAGCGGCAAAGAUAUCCAGAACUAUUCUACCUUUCAGAGAGAAGCUGAAAUACUACUUCCACCUGCAAGACAAUUGAAAGUUACGGGCUUUCUCAAGCAAGGUGCAGAUCUUUAUAUUAUUCAACUGGAAGAAAUUGAAUCGCCAUUUCUUCUUGAUGACUUUGCAACCAAACCCAUAUCUUCAAUCAAACCAAUAGGUAGGAUUCUAAUAAAUUGCAGCUAUUCUUUGCCAUUCCAUUGA
Messenger RNA from Rotaria socialis, 969 nucleotides. The record is from the annotation of a GenBank genome assembly. Lineage: Eukaryota; Metazoa; Rotifera; Eurotatoria; Philodinida; Philodinidae.